Molecule: messenger RNA, 1004 nt
Organism: Sitophilus oryzae (rice weevil)
Lineage: Eukaryota; Metazoa; Arthropoda; Insecta; Coleoptera; Curculionidae
Gene: Scox
Product: protein SCO1 homolog, mitochondrial
Exons: 5
Coding region: 63-878 (271 amino acids)
Biological process (GO): mitochondrial respiratory chain complex IV assembly; intracellular copper ion homeostasis
Cellular component (GO): mitochondrial inner membrane
Molecular function (GO): copper chaperone activity; copper ion binding
Source: RefSeq, a predicted model, not a curated record
AAGAAGAAUUUUACGACAUGACAUAACCCAUAUUUCUAUAUUUUGAUUUAAAUAUUUAAAAAAUGUCUAGAAUAUCUAGCAUAUGUAAGAGAAUAAGUGAUUUAGGAAAUUUCCAUCAAAAUAUACAGCCGCGUUUCCAGAGUUUCAAACACCUUCAAGUAAGGCAUUGCUCCCUCAAAAAUACUCCACAACCUCCCAAAGGUCCCAAAGGCUUAGCUAAAGGUAUUGGGCCAAUUACAUGGAGAAAUUUAGCUAUUACUUCAGGAAUAGGUGCAGGCUUACUUGGAUUUAUGUGGUAUGUAAAGAAAGAAAAAGAAGCAGCUCAGGAGAAGGAAAGAAAACGAAUGUUAGGUAAAGCGUCUAUAGGGGGGCGUUUUGAACUUGUAGACAGCACAGGACAAGAACGAAAAAGUGAAGAAUUUUUAGGGAAAUGGUUAUUAAUAUAUUUUGGGUUUACCCAUUGUCCAGAUAUAUGUCCAGAUGAAUUAGAAAAAAUGUCUGCUGUGAUAAAUCUUUUAGAUAGUGAAGAAAAUAUCCCAAAAAUACAACCUCUUUUUAUAUCGGUGGAUCCCACAAGAGACAGUCCAGAAAUAGUAGGAAAAUAUUGCAAAGAAUUUAGUCCCCGAUUGUUAGGGCUGACGGGCACAUCAGACCAAGUGGCCCAGGCAUGUAAAGCAUACAGAGUAUACUAUAGUGCUGGGCCUAAGGACAAAGACAGUGAUUACAUAGUGGAUCACACAAUAAUUAUGUAUUUUGUAAACCCAGAUGGUGAAUUUGUCGAUUACUAUGGGCAAAACAGGACAUCCUCUGAAAUAGUUACAUCAAUUAAGAUUCACAUUUCCAAAUAUGAUUAUAAUAAAAACAGUUGGUUCUCUUAAAAAAAAUCUUAAAUUGUUACCUGCCAUUUCCUUUUAUUAUUGUUUUGUGAACCGUUUGUUGGCAAUUAAAAGCAUUUAAUUUUGUAGCCUUGAUAAAAUAAAUCAGUAUUUAUCUCCAUUCAUAAA